CUUCAUAAUAACCAAAUCUGAACGUCUCGGAGGAAGCUCUUCCUUGCCAUUACUUCUCGGACUCCCUACAGGCUUUCAUCCAGUCCACGCCAUCUCUAUACCGAGUCCUCUGACAUCCUUUUCAACCCAAAGACCCCCAUCUUCACAUACCCCACCAUGGGCGAAUCGAGACAAGAACUGCUGGCAUGGCUCAACAACCUGCUGCAGUUGAACAUGACCAAGAUUGAGCAGUGCGGUACAGGUGCCGCUCUGUGCCAAAUCUUCGAUUCGAUAUUCAUGGACGUCCCCAUGUCUCGUGUCAAGUUCAACGUCAACACCGAAUAUGCCUACCUUCAGAACUUUAAGGUCCUUCAGAACAUCUUCGCGAAGCACCAAGUCGAGAAGCCCAUCCCCGUCGAGCAGCUCACCAAAUGCCGCAUGCAGGAUAACCUGGAGUUCCUCCAGUGGACCAAGAGAUACUGGGACCAACACUACCCUGGUGGUGACUACGAUGCAGUCGGCCGUCGGAAGGGCUCCGGUGCUCCUCCGGCCGGACCUACCUCCCGCACCAGCUCCAGCGCUGCUGGCAGCGCCGCUCGGCGUGGCACGACCCCGACUGUGGGCGGUGCUCGCCCCCGGGCUGCCGGUGCGGCCACUUCGGCCAAUACCGCUGUCCUGCAGCAGGAGAUCGCGACCCAGAAGGAGGCCAUCACCGGGUUGGAGAAGGAGCGGGAUUUCUACUUCGCUAAGCUCCGAGACAUUGAGCUGCUGCUCCAGAGCGCGAUUGAGCAGGACCCCGAGUUGGAGAAGGAUGAGGAUUCGUUGGUGAAGCACAUCCAGGGUAUCCUAUACUCGACGGAGGAGGGAUUCGAGAUCCCUGAGGCGGAGGCCGGCGCGGAUGAGCUGGAAACCUUCUGAGUUCAUAGCAAUGUUGGUCCCGCAAUAUUAAUACCCCCUUCAUAGCACACUGCGCAAGCGUUAAGUCGUCGCUUGACGAUGUUUGAUUUGGUUUUGUUCUUUCCAGUUUUCUUCAUUUUGCUACAAAUUCUGCCUAGAGCGUUGGUCGUCGAGAUGAUGCCUGAUUUGGAGAGAGGUUGAGAGAUGAGACGCCAUGUAGGGGGUGAAAAAGGGGGUGAAACCGGAACAUUGUGUUUUGUCUUCUUGAGAUGGACAUAAAGGGGCGAUGAGGGGUAGCUUUUUUUAAAGGGAACUUUGUAUAGUCAAGUUGGGGUGAGAGAAGCCAAGCAAUCAGCCAAAAUCCUUUCAGAAUCUCUUUUUCUUUUUCUUUUCUCAUGCAUGUCUUGCUACUUGAUAUAUGUG
Messenger RNA from Aspergillus homomorphus CBS 101889, 1299 nucleotides. RefSeq names its product microtubule-binding protein BIM1 (gene eb1). NCBI's taxonomy places the organism in Eukaryota, Fungi, Ascomycota, Eurotiomycetes, Eurotiales, Aspergillaceae. Gene Ontology annotation, biological process: regulation of microtubule polymerization or depolymerization; spindle assembly; protein localization to microtubule plus-end. Gene Ontology annotation, cellular component: microtubule plus-end; microtubule organizing center; cytoplasmic microtubule. The transcript is spliced from 6 exons. Gene Ontology annotation, molecular function: microtubule plus-end binding. The record is from RefSeq and is a predicted model, not a curated record. Bases 157 to 897 code for a protein of 246 amino acids.